Arachis stenosperma is the source of this 1862-nucleotide messenger RNA. RefSeq names its product putative pentatricopeptide repeat-containing protein At1g64310. Gene Ontology annotation, molecular function: protein binding; RNA binding. The record is from RefSeq and is a predicted model, not a curated record. Lineage: Eukaryota; Viridiplantae; Streptophyta; Magnoliopsida; Fabales; Fabaceae. Gene Ontology annotation, biological process: RNA modification. The transcript is spliced from 2 exons. The coding region runs from base 134 to 1798 and encodes 554 amino acids.
UAUAAAAGAAGAGUUCACAGCAACUAUCUGUUAAAAUUUAACAAAAACAUAUACCUUCCAUGGUGAUAUACGUUGAGUUAUAUUUCCCGCAUCUAUAUCACAACCACUCAUUUAAACUUGUUAAGAUCUAUUGAUGUUGAUUCAGUUCCAUUGGCUUCAAUCUGAACUCAGCAACUGCAUAUGCAAGUCACUUUUGAGGGCUAAGCAGUUACAUGCUUUGCUUUUAAGGACCCAUCUCUUAGAGGAUCCCUUUUAUGCAACUAAACUUGUUAGGCUCUAUGCUGCCAACAAUGAUAUUCACUCUGCAUACCAAGUGUUUGAUGAAAGUUCUACAAGAAGUGUCUACCUUUGGAACUCCAUCAUUCGUGCUUAUGCUCAGUCCAGUAGAUUUGACAGUGCAAUCUCCUUGUUUAGAACUAUGUUUGGAGCUGAUAUAAGCCCUGACAAUUACACUUAUGCUUGCGUUAUUCGCGCGUGCUGCGACAACUUUGAUUUUGGCAUGCUGAGACUUGUUCAUGGAGCUGCUGUGGCUUCUGGGUUUGGAAUGGACCCUAUUUGCUGCAGUGCUCUUGUGGCAGCAUAUUCAAAGCUUGGUUUUGUUAAUGAUGCACAUAGAGUGUUCAAUGGCAUCGCUGCACCCGAUUUGGUUUUGUGGAAUUCACUGAUUUCUGGUUAUGUGUGCUCUGGCUCUUGGGAGAUAGGGAUGCGUAUGUUUAACUGGAUGCGACAUGUUGGGGGGAAGCCAGAUGGAUUUACACUUGCUGGAUUACUUGGUGGGAUCACAGAUUCUAGCUUGAUGAGUAUCGGCCAAGGAUUACAUGGUUUAAGCUUAAAGAGUGGGCUAGAUUCUGACUCCCAUGUAGGUAGUUUACUGGUGAGUACGUACUCAAGAUGCAAGUGCAUGGCUUCAGCAUAUAGCGUCUUUUUCAGUAUUUUCCAGCCUGAUUUGGUCACCUGGUCUGCUCUUAUUGCUGGCUAUUCGAUGUCCGGAGAGUAUGAGAAGGCAUUGUUCUAUUUCAGGAAAUUAAACAAGGGAAACAAGAAGCCUGACUCUGUUUUGAUUGCUAGUGCAUUGGCUGCUAUAGCUCAGGCAGCGAAUAUAGGACCCGGAUAUGAGAUACAUGGUUAUGUUAUUCGGCAUGGAUUCGAAUCAGAUGUCAAGGUCUCUUCAGCUCUUGUAGAUAUGUAUUCAAAGUGUGGCUUCUUGCACUUGGGAACUCGAGUUUUCAGGAUAAUGCCAGAACGGAAUAUAGUUUCUUAUAAUUCCAUUAUUUCUGGUCUUGGUUUGCAUGGAUGUGCUUCUGAGUCUUUUAAGAUGUUUGAUGAGAUGUUGGCAAAAGGAUUAAUGCCUGAUGAAGCCACAUUUUGCGCUCUCCUUUGUGCUUGUUGUCACGCUGGCCUUGUCAAAGACGGCCGGGAAAUUUUCCAUCGAAUGAAAGAUGAAUUUCACAUCAUGGCUAUGCCUGAGCACUAUGUUUACAUGGUUAAGCUUCUUGGCAGUGCUGGCCACUUGGAAGAGGCUUACAAACUCGUUCAGUCCUUGUCGGAACCAGUAGACAAGGCCAUCCUUGGAGCCCUAUUAUCAUGCUGUAAUUCUAGUGGAAAUUCCAAGAUGGCAGAAAAUGUAGCUCAGCAACUUUUUGAAAGUAAUCCUGAUGAUAAUGCUUACAGCGUUAUGCUUUCUAAUAUAUAUGCAGGUGAUGGGAGGUGGGACGAGGCGAAGAACUUGAGAGACAGAAUAACAGGAGGUCAGAGAAAAAUGCCCGGACUGAGCUGGACUGAAGGAAGUUUCUGCUAAAACAAGAUAGGGUAAAAAUUUGAUAGAUCCGAAGCCUUUGGUCAAAUGUCUUUCCAAGUCACGG